AUGAAGUACUUACUGGCGAUCGUAAUGAUGGCAGCGGCGACGGCUGCCGGGCCAACCUUUGUCGGGGAAGCCGAGUCUGUGGCGCUAUAUUACCACGAGACCGUGGGUAUCCCUGAGGCAGAGCGCAUCAAGCAAGCAGAGCGAGCUGCCCACUUCGACGGCGCCAAGAUAAUUGGUGGCGCGGCCGCGCCAGUCGGGACCUAUCCGUUCUUGGUGGGACUCGUGAUAACGCUGACCUCAGGCGCCAUGUCGGUCUGCGGAUCCUCCAUGCUGAGCAACACUCGCGCGCUGACGGCGGCGCACUGCUGGUGGGACGGCCGCAACCAGGCGCGCCAGUUUCAGCUGGUCUUUGGCUCAGCGCGCCUGUUCUCAGGCGGCACUCGCGUCACCACCUCUAGCGUGCAGGUGCACUCGGGCUACAGCCCCACCAACUUGAACAAUGACGUUGCCAUGAUCUCGUUCGGGUCGGUGCCUUACUCGAAUGUGAUCCAACCUGUCGCGUUGCCGAGUGGUGCGCUGCUCAAUAGCAACCUUGCGGGCUCCUGGGUACAGGCUGCCGGUUACGGAAAGACCAGUGACGCCGGUGGCAUCUUGCAAAGCCAGUUCCAGAGCCACGUGUCCCUUCAGGUGAUCACGAACGCAGUGUGCUCGCAGUCCUUUGGUGGUAUUAUUAUCUCGUCCACUCUGUGCACUAACGGUGCCACCAGCUCCGGCCCGGUGGGCACGUGCGGCGGUGACUCCGGCGGCCCCCUCGUCGUCACCAGUAACGGACAGCGUGUCUUGAUCGGAGUGACAUCGUUUGGUUCGUCACGUGGUUGCCAGAUUGGACUUCCGUCAGGAUUUGCUCGAGUCACUUCCUUCUUAUCAUGGAUUCAAGCGAGACUUUGA
This is a messenger RNA of Spodoptera littoralis (African cotton leafworm), 888 nucleotides long. NCBI's taxonomy places the organism in Eukaryota, Metazoa, Arthropoda, Insecta, Lepidoptera, Noctuidae. The record is from the annotation of a GenBank genome assembly.